Molecule: messenger RNA, 2006 nt
Organism: Harpegnathos saltator (Jerdon's jumping ant)
Lineage: Eukaryota; Metazoa; Arthropoda; Insecta; Hymenoptera; Formicidae
Product: odorant receptor 13a
Exons: 4
Coding region: 372-1646 (424 amino acids)
Biological process (GO): detection of chemical stimulus involved in sensory perception of smell; sensory perception of smell
Cellular component (GO): plasma membrane
Molecular function (GO): olfactory receptor activity; odorant binding
Source: RefSeq, a predicted model, not a curated record
UAGUACGUCAUUUGACGUCAGUCUGCUACCUGGGUAGUUUCUUCACCAUUAUUUACUUUCAUGUUAAUCGUUAAAGAAUGACUUACCCAAGAUGAAUUUGAGUUUCUUUCGUCUUCUUGCGAAUAUCACUAUGCACGUCACCACGAAAAACACCCGCCUCAAUACUUUGUGCUCAAUAAGGGAAAAUAGUUGACCAGGUAACGAAAAUGCGACUACGGACGCAUCACAAUGUCGUCAUAUGGAUUCUUACCCAGCAAAAAUUCAACGUAAGAGCCGAAUUCGCAAUUUGCUGCAUUUUACGAUAAUGCGCGCAUUAGAAGCAUAGGAAAGACAGGCCAAUAAGCGAAUGUACGGUUCGAGUUGAAUAAAAAAUGAGCCGCGGAACAUUCGUGCCGCGGCUAUGUGACGAGCACAUCAUCCGUUAUCGGCAACAUAGUGACAGCCAUUACUUCAGCCCGAUGGCGAAGAAACGAUGGAACAAGGACAUCGCGUACGCGAUGACUCCCUUCAAAUUGCUAACGUGGCCGAUCGGCGUUUGGCCGCUUCAGGUUUUCAACGUUUUCUCGCUAAUACGGUGGAUCAUGACUACCUGUUGCCUGAGCACGGUAGUGAUCAUGCCGGCGCUCGAAAUCCAAUUCGGCUGCACCAAUACGGACAUGAACGUAGACUCCCUCAUGCUGACUUCUUGCGGGGCACUAGCCAUGUUGAAGACGAUAAUGUUUCGCGUUUACACGGAACAACUAGCUGACAAUUACAAUUCCGCGAUAAACGAUUACCUCACAAUCGAGGAUGAAGAAAAGCGCGUCAUUAUGCGACGACACGCUUCUCUUGGGAGGAUGCUCGCCUGUUUCAUGGUGUGUUUCUCGUACUUCGCCAGCGCGAUAUGUACGCUAAUCUCUGUUCUAACGAAAAACGAAGAUACGCAGCUCAACGUAACGAACGUAGAGACAGUGGAGGAGUACCCGAUACCGUCGAGAUGUACUUUAGAGUACUUGCAUGUACCGACUAGCAUGGCUAAGAUAAUUCGCUUAUUCGAAUUUAUGGCUCUUAUACUCACGAGUACCAGUAACCACGGUACCGACGCUUUGUUUCUCAACAUUACAUUGCAUGUUUGCGGCCAAGUGAAAAUCCUGAAGGCCGACUUUAACAAUUUUGAUACCGCGGGUCCGAGAGCCCACGAGCGCUUCGUCGCGUUGAUCGAUAGACACAACUACCUGUUAACGAUGGCCAGCAAACUCGCUGAGGCGAUCAGUAUCGUUAUAUUGAUACAAUUUUUUAUUAGCAGCAUCCUUUUGUGUAUAAUAGAGCUUCAACUUAUCUUCGCAUUGAAGACCAACAAUUUCGGCGGGGUGGCCAAAGAUAUCGUGAUAUUGACCUCUUUUAUGACACAGUUGUCAUCGUACAGUUUCGUCGGAGACUACCUGAAGUCCCAAAUAGAGGAAGUUGGGCUGUCUAUUUAUCAAAGCACCUGGUACAAUCUUCCUCCGUCAGUGAUGAAAAACAUCGUCUUUAUUAUGAUGUGGGAUCAAUCUCCCGUGAAACUUCAAGCUGGGAACUUUAUCGUGGUGAAUCUGUCGACCUAUAUGAACAUCAUUAAAACAUCGAUGUCUUAUCUAUCUGUUCUACGCGUGAUGGUAGACGCGUGAGAGACGCUUAAGUAUAAUAAAAUGAAAAUUAUGAUCUAUGAUCCUGUAAUCGGUCGUAGAUGAAAUUCCGCAAUAUAGAGAAACAAUGCAUCUCAUAAUAAUCAUUUUUGCAAAAUCAUCAAGUCAAAAUGUAUUCGUUCGUGUGUCAAUAGAGUGACUGAAGAAGGAGCGACCUUCUUUUGUGCAACAGCGAUGAGAAAAGAAGCGAGAAAUUCUUUCCGCUAAAUUCAUCAAUUACCUACGUUUUUCCGUAAAUUGAUGUAAACGCUAAAUUGCACAUUAGGACUUGUACCAACGGUUUUGUUAUGCCAACGGAAAAUGCAAUUCUAGGUGGAGAAAAAGGGAUUUCUCUCCCUUCUC